Medicago truncatula (barrel medic) is the source of this 1096-nucleotide messenger RNA. RefSeq names its product sister chromatid cohesion protein PDS5. Gene Ontology annotation, cellular component: nucleus; chromatin. Gene Ontology annotation, biological process: DNA repair; mitotic sister chromatid cohesion. The record is from RefSeq and is a predicted model, not a curated record. The coding region runs from base 106 to 903 and encodes 265 amino acids. Lineage: Eukaryota; Viridiplantae; Streptophyta; Magnoliopsida; Fabales; Fabaceae. The transcript is spliced from 5 exons.
GAUCUCGUAUAACGUAAGACCGCGUCAAACCUUUACGAGUGAGUCCAGGUUCAUUCCAUUAGAGCUCAAUGUAUUUUUCUCCUUUUCACUGAUAGAAAAACACCCAUGAAUUGCUUUUUUCAUUUCAAACACAAACUUCAUUCUCUCUUUGAACCACAAACAAUGGCUUCAACAAAGAAGAGAACUAUUAUUUCAGCAAUGGUUUCCGCUGAUAAGAAGCUCGAGAAGGAGCUUCUAGAAGCUGGAAACAAGCUCUUGAAUCCUCCUUCUUCCGUCGAUAACCUGCUUCGUCUUCUAGGCCAAGUUGGAAAGAGCUUAUCAAAGGUUGAACAAUCACCUUCUAAGUCCAUUCAAAAAGCACUCUCUCCAUCAUUGAAAGCAUUGAUUUCUGAUAAACUUAUAAAGCAUUCAGAUGUUGGUGUCAAAGUUGCCCUUGCCUCCUGCUUGAGUGAGUUAACAAGAAUCACUGCACCUGAUGGUCCUUACAAUGAUCACCAAAUGAAGGAGGUCUUGAGAUUAAUUGUAUCUUCUUUUGAAAAUCUACAUGAUAUGUCAAGCCGUUGGUAUGAAACAAGGAUUUCAAUCCUUGAAACAGUUGCAAAAGUCAGGUUAUGUGUGGUAAUGCUGGAUCUUGAAUGUGAUGCCCUCAUUUUGGAGAUGUUUCGGCUUUUCUUGAAGACAAUAAGAGAAUAUCAUCCAGAAAUUGUUUUCUCGUCCAUGGAAGCCAUAAUGGCCCGUGUUAUUGAGGAAAGUGACGAUAUAUCUCUCGGCUUACUCUAUCCAAUCUUAGAUUGUGUAAAGAAAGACAAUAAGGUGGUUUCGCCAAUUGCUCGAAAGUUGGGAAAAAGUGUUCUUCAAAAGUGUGCAACAAAGCUUAUAAUACCUAUUUGCGGCAUGCUGUGAAUAUGUUGGGUACUAUGGUUGAUGUUCUUGACUCAAUAAUCAUGCAGUGAACUUUGGUGCAAAUGAUGCAUCAAUCAUGUGGGAAAUUUCGGUGCUUUUGGUUAAGAAUUUUUUGUGCCAAAUUAGUUGUUUAUCUUUAAAAAUAUUUUCUAGUUAAGACCAAACUUCAUAUAUGUAUGUUUGUUUAUAGAUA